Molecule: messenger RNA, 1755 nt
Organism: Armigeres subalbatus
Lineage: Eukaryota; Metazoa; Arthropoda; Insecta; Diptera; Culicidae
Exons: 3
Coding region: 1-1755 (584 amino acids)
Source: RefSeq, a predicted model, not a curated record
AUGCGAUGCUCAGCAUAUCCGAAGGAGAGCGAGGCCAGUGUUGGAUACGCGAUACGAUUAAGCCCCAGCCUGUUCCCUGUUCCAGCCUUAGCCCCCACUCAGCCCCUGUUCAGCUCCCCACCUCAGCCCUGCUCCAGCCCCUCAUCCCAGCCUCAGCCCACCCUGUUCCUCCAGCCUCCCAGCCACUGUUCCCCAGCCCCACCUGUUCCCACCCCAGCCUGUUCCCACUCCACCUCAGCCCUGUCUCAGCCCCAGCCCCAGCCCCCAGCUCCAACCCCUCAGCCUCACCUCCCUGUUCAGCCCCACCAGCCCCCUGCUUCCACCCUCUGUCUGCACCAGUUCCCUGUUCCACCCCCCACCUCAGCCCUCUCCCUGUUCCAGCCUCCCACCUGUUCAGCCUCACUCCCCAGCCUCAGUUCCUGUUCCCCACCCCAGCCCGCCCAGCCUCACCCCUUCUCCUGUCUGUUCCCCACCCCUGUUCACCUGUUCAGUCUCCUGUUCCUGUUCUCACUGUUCCUGUCUCCUGUUCCUGUCCCUGUUCCUGUUCCACCCCUGUGCUCCCACCCCCUGUUCCUCACCCUGUCUCACUGUUCCUGUUCCCACCUGUUCCACCCCCUCAGCCUCAGUUCCCCACCAGCUCCCAGCCCACCCCUGUUCCCCCAGCCCCAGCCUCCCAGCCCCCACUCCCCACUGAAAUUCCUCAGCCCCACCCCUGUUCCAGCCCACCUCUGCCCCAGCCCUGUUCCUGUUCAGCUCCCACCCAGCCCUGUUCCCACCAGCUCCUGUUCCACCUCCCACCCCUGUUCCUGCUCCCCAGCCCUGUUCCCACCCAGCUCCCACUCCUCAGCCUCAGCCCUGUUCCCAGCCCCCUGCACCUGUUCCCUGCUCCACCAGCCCCACCCAGCCCUGUUCUCCAGCUCCCAGCCCUGUUCCCUGUCUGUUCCUGUUCCACUCCUGUUCCAGCCCCCAGCCCUGCCCCACUCACCUCCCCACCUGUGCCCCACCUGUUCUGUUCCCCACCUCACUCAGCUCCAGCCACCAGCUCCCUGUCUCCAGCUCCCCACCACCCCCACUCCUGUUCCUGUUCCCAUCCGCUCCUGUUCCACUCCCACCUGUUCCACCUGUCUCUGCUCCCAGCCUCCCACCUGCACCAACCCCAGCUGUUCACUCCCCAGCCUCUGUUCCCAGCCUCCCAGCCCCAGCCUCACUGUACUCCACCUGUUCCCAGCCUCUGCACCUGUUCUCCACUCCCAGCCUCAGCCUGUUCCCAGCCCCACCCCACUGUUCCACCUCACCCCAGCCCUGUUCAGUUCAGCUCUGUUCCCCCCUGUUCCCCACCCCAGCCCACCCCACCCACCCCACCAGCCCUGUUCCAGCCCCACCCCAGCUGUUCCUGUUCAGCUCCCUGUUCCACCUGUACCCACCUGUUCCCAGCCCCAGCUCCCUGUUCCCAGCCCCCUGUUCCCCCAGCCCCCACCACCUGUUCCUCAGCAAUCAGCCCCACCCCACCCCCAGCCCUGUUCACUCCCCACCCACCCCUGUUCCCAGCCCACCCCACCCCACCAGCCCCCACCCACCCCUGUUCAGCUCCAGCUGUUCCCAGCCCUCACCUCAGCCUCAGCCCUGUUCCACCUGGUACCCCAGCCCCCACCAGCCUCACCCCAGCCUCAGCCCCCAGCCCAGCCUCCCAGCCUCAGCCCCACCUGUCCCCAGCUCCCAGCCCCAGCCCUGUUCAUCCAGCUAUUUUUAGCUUAG